CAGGACCAGGACCAGACCCCUGACAGCACUCCUCAGGAGUUUGAGGAGGAGUUUGUGGAGGAGCAAAAUAAUGCUGCAGAUGUGCCCCAGUUGCGGCGUUACUUUGAAAACCAAGGGACAACCAACUUCUCUCUGAGGCUGGCCGGUAUCAGACGUGCUAUGGAGGCUCUGACAUCCUCAGACAGUACCUCCCUCAAUUACCUCACCCACGCUGGGAGGAUGGUGUUGAGUGGACUAUCCGAGCUCAACCAGCAGGAUGUGAGGCAGUUUCAGCAGGCCUACGACCUACUGGUGAACUUCAUUAAUGAGCCAGCAAACAGGGAGCGACUAGAGCAGGAGAUGGCUCUCGUAGGAAUCGACCGCAUCAACUUCGCAGAUGUUUUUUUAUGAAUUCGUUCUACUAAGCCUUCUAGAAGGAAAGACAUCUCUUCCUAUAUCUGAGCCUGGUAGCUUCCUGUAUCUGCUCCUGCAAGUCAUAAUGAGGAUUGACCCUCCUGGAGGAGCCUGGACAGAGGCUGCUGAGAACUUCUACCUCCUCGUUAAGGGCCAGAUGAAGGCAUGGCUAGAAUCCAUCUUCAACCUCAAUGAGUCAAUCUAUGAAAGCCCAGAGAGGCUCUCGGGGGAGGUGAUGAGGAAUCUAGAAAUACAGGUUGAGUUCCUGCUGUCCAGCCUGGAUUAAGGUUCCCAAACUGAGCUGAGGGCCCCAUCACAAAAUAAAGUGUUUUGCAUUUAAA
Molecule: messenger RNA, 734 nt
Organism: Coregonus clupeaformis (lake whitefish)
Lineage: Eukaryota; Metazoa; Chordata; Actinopteri; Salmoniformes; Salmonidae
Product: mitoguardin 1-like
Exons: 8
Coding region: 160-390 (76 amino acids)
Biological process (GO): mitochondrial fusion
Source: RefSeq, a predicted model, not a curated record